UUUGGUUGCUCAAACUCAGGAAUUACCGACGCUGCACGGCUUCUUUUCCUUAAUGCUCACAACGAAGCACGCCUCAGCGUUGCCCAAGGACUUGAACCAAACAAAUGUGGACUUUUGGGUCCCGCAAAGAACAUGUACAAACUGCAAUGGGACUGUGACCUCGAACAACAAGCUCAAAGCUACAUCUCCAACUGCCCAUCGGCCUUAGGAUCAUUCAGCGGAUACUCACAAAAUCUUAUAAGGUAUACGGGGAUAUUCACGAAUCCUCUAAGUAACGUGGCAGCUGCUGUGAACGGAUGGUGGAGCGCUGUACGAAAGUAUGGUAGCACCGAUCCGGACAACAAAUAUGUUAACUCCAAGACGUCAAAACAGUUUGGACUUCUCUAUGGCUCAACUUUUCAGAUGGUACACGGGAAAACGACAGGAAUUGGUUGCGCCUACAAAGUCUGCCCUCUAACGCUUUAUUUGACCGUUACUUGUCUCUACAACAAGAUUGGUUACUAUACAAAUGGUGUAAUGUGGGAAAAUGGAGCUCCUUGUACAUCGGCGGCAGACUGUACCACUUACGCCGGAUCAACAUGUUCUGGUGGACUUUGUGUUAAGGAACUGGAGGAAAGUGGUAGAUCUCGCGUUGCCAAUGGUCUGGAACCUGAUGCACUCGGUGGAAAUGCUCCGAAGGCCUCACAAAUGCUCAAAAUGCUUGUUACCUCGAAAAUUCACAGAGGUCCAAACUCGAUUAAGGUGUACGAUUGUGAUGUAGAGGCUUCAGCAAUACAGCACAGCCGUAAGUGCGUUUAUGAGCAUUCGGCGUCAACCGACAGACCAGGACUAGGCGAAAAUCUCUACAUGACAAGCGCCCUCAACGUUGAUAAAGUCACAACAGCAGCAGAGAAUCCCUUUAGUAGUUUGUUCCAGUCCUCUCAACUUUGGUGGGAUGAACUAAAAGAUUAC
Strongylus vulgaris is the source of this 951-nucleotide messenger RNA. The record is from the annotation of a GenBank genome assembly. Lineage: Eukaryota; Metazoa; Nematoda; Chromadorea; Rhabditida; Strongylidae.